AUGGAGCAGCGUACAACGCACUGGGAUGAAACACUGAUGGGUCGAGAGUUCUGGGAGGAUGCCACACAACAUGAGGAAAUGAUGAGGCAGCAGCUGGCUACUCGUAGGAUAUCCAGCCCCUCACUUGCUUCAGACUUCUAUCCCUACUUGCAUUCAUCUCCUCCAAUGAAUCAAAUUGAGCAGAUCCGUAUGCUAACCUGUCCCCCCAAAGAAUCUUCUCGCACUGCCUACCCUCCCUUUCCCAAAUUUCACGUCCCCCAAAGCGCCCCGCCCAACAUCGAUCAUGAGCAAUCCGUUUCUGCCCAGACACAACGACGUCUCAGUAUGUCGGAUGUUGGAAAGACAGACUCGCAGCAACCAUCUGCCUUCGCAACGGGAAUUGCCCGAUUCAAGGCUUUCGAGCGGCGUGUUCGAUCUCCGUCCCCACGGAAAAUGAUGGCUUCUUCCAUCAAUGCCUUGACAUCGUGGCGUCUAUCUCCCGUCUCGUCCUCUGACCGCCGUCCCCGACGAAGCUCGCCGAUCAAGCAGGCUGAGCUACCUCCUCCUCCAGGUCCGAGUGAGGUGGUGCAUACGGAGGAAGUCUCGUCUCCCCUUGCAACUUCAUCGCCACAGCAGACAAUGGCCUUUAUGGAUGACUUUGCCACUGCCGCAAAGCCCUGGAUGGGGUUUCGUGGAGGUGCGGCCUGGGAUGUUCUGUCACGGGCGAAGCAUUCUCUUGGCUUGGAUCUCUACUCGCCACGUCUGUUUGAGGAGGAGGAGGAUGACGAAUCCCCUUUGAAAAUCUGUGAACUGAAGCCACUCCUGGAGUUCCGUCAGCUGCGCUCCCUGAAAUUGACCGGCAUGUUGCGAUCUCGCCAGCGUGAUAUUUGGCAGGCUGUCUGGCUCAUGGUCGAAUUGGAGGAGCUAGCCCUGGAAAUGGCCCUCGAGCCGGAGAUUGUGCACCCGCAAUUCGCAUCCGAGUGGAAAUUGAUCGACGAGGACUGGAUCCUGAAAAAGGUGGACUUGUACAAGCACGACCCCAGUGGACAAGCCAAAGACGGCCAGCUGCGAGACGACAUCGGAUUCGGCGAGUAUCUCGACAAGCACUGCAUGGAAAAAGCCAACAUCCUGGCCAUGGCGAUGGGCCGCACUCGCCUUCGCCUCACUCUCAAACACCUCACGCUCUCCGGCUUUGUCGUGGAUGCGGACCCCUUUUUCGUGUGGUUUGACCCCCGAUAUUUGUGCAGCAUUCAGUUCAAAGGCAAAUGCUACGACGCGGGGUUCUGGUUGCCGAAGUGCAUGGGCGAUGUGGUUGUGUCCUGGCCCAGUCCGGCCGAUCUGCAGCCAGUCGCGGUCCCGAUGGUGCCCGUCAAUGCGUUUAAAGAUUUGAAGGUGGAGGACGGUACGAGCCGACCGGCCGAGCCGAUGACCUGUCCAGCGCAGGAGUUGGAGGGCCGUGCGCUGUAUGACUUUUUCUAG
This is a messenger RNA of Penicillium oxalicum, 1458 nucleotides long. RefSeq lists its product as uncharacterized. The record is from RefSeq and is a predicted model, not a curated record. The transcript is spliced from 2 exons. The coding region runs from base 1 to 1458 and encodes 485 amino acids. NCBI's taxonomy places the organism in Eukaryota, Fungi, Ascomycota, Eurotiomycetes, Eurotiales, Aspergillaceae.